CUCUCACUUCUCCUUCCCUCUUUCUCCUCCCUCCUCCUCCUCCCACCCUCUCUCUCUUUCUAACCUCUCUCUCUCUAGAAAAAAGAUGUUUAGAUAACACACAUACGUACACAACCAUAUAUAUAUAUAUACAUAUAAAUAGUGUGUGUGUGUGUGUGUGAUUUAUACUGUUUAUUAUUAAUUAUUCCCUAAAGAAAAGAUGAUGUUAGGAAAGAGAGGCCGUCCACCGAUGAAGAGGACAACAAGCAUGACUGAGUUCACCCUGGAUUUCACCGGCGGCGGCGCUGACGCUGUUUAUCAGCCGUUGGAUCCUCACAACCCCUUCAAUGUCGGCGCCGCCGCCGCCGCCGCCUCUCCAAGAUCCCACCGCCGCAACUCGGCGGAUUUCGUCCAAACUGCACAGUUCUUGAGGGUUUGUUUCCUCUGUCAACGCCGCCUCGUCCCUGGCCGCGACAUAUUCAUGUAUAGAGGUGAUAGUGCUUUCUGCAGCCUAGAGUGCAGACAAAACCAAAUGACACAAGACGAGAGGAAAGAGAAAAAGUGUUCAUUGGCGUCCAAGAAAGAAGCAUCAGCUGGAACCACCGCCGCCGGGAAAAAAGUCUCCGCCGCCGGCGAGACAGUCACCGCCGUGUAGAUUAGCGUAUGUAUGUUUGUAUUGUGUGUAUGUAAUGUACCCCACCACCAUAAAAAAAAUAAUAUAUGUACAUGUGGGGCUAAUAUUAUAUUCAGCUAAAGUUGAUGGCCAAAUUUUGGAAUCCAACUUAAUUAAUUGCACACAGCCCCCUGAGAAGUACUACUACUUUGUAGUACAUGUACUAUAACAUUUUGGAAGGCAAAUCAUUUGGAGAAAUUGCUCUUUUCUGUGUCAAUAAACUUUAUUUAAUUAUUAU
Molecule: messenger RNA, 890 nt
Organism: Erythranthe guttata (spotted monkey flower)
Lineage: Eukaryota; Viridiplantae; Streptophyta; Magnoliopsida; Lamiales; Phrymaceae
Product: FCS-Like Zinc finger 6
Source: RefSeq, a predicted model, not a curated record